AUGAACUUUCAUUAGUAGGACAGCGAUUUAUUAACCUCUAAACUUACCAAUCAUGUGACAUCAAAAUUGGUUACUUAAGGUUUAGGUGUAUUAGAACAAAGUGAUAGUAGCUAUUCAUCCUAACAAUUAUGCUCUGUAGUUUAUUUAUACAUAAUUUUGAUAGAGUGAGCAAAAUAGUGAUAGGAGUAUCAAUUUAAAUACAAGUUCAUUUAAAAAAGUUAGUAAAAGCACUCUUGAUCUAUAGAACUUGACUAGCAAACAUGCUUAUAUUUGUGCACAUUUUAAUUUCUUAGGUAAUUGCCACUAAGAACAUUGCAAGUAUACUUUAAAAAAAUGUUUAGGAAAAAGCAUAUAUAUAUUACUAAAGAAGAUGGAUUAAGUGAACUCAUAUCUGACAAUAUUGAUCUAAUAGAUAACCUAACUCGAUGUGGAAAGAAACUCAAAUUGCAUCAAUCUACUUAUAGAACUUAACUAGCCUAAUAUAGAAAAUACAAAUCUAAUAGUAAUCAAAUUUAUGAUAAAUUUGAAUCCAAAUUCUCAGAUUAAGAAUAAAUCAUUUUAAGAGAUUUUCCUAUUGAAAACUUAUGCAAUUUAAAUGAUUUAUCAUUUAAAGCAGAUAAAAUCAAAUCUCAGCCAGAUAUCAAUACUGAUUCUGAGAGUAAAUCUAUUAAUCGUUUGAUUAAACCAAAACCUAGAGUGGAUUAUAAAUAAGUAUCGGAAAUAUUAGAAAAUUGUACAUCUCCUUUAUAAAUUUCCUCUGAGAUUAAGAAUAAUCUUAUGUCAAAACUAAAAUCAGACAUUUAGAGAAUGAAAGAAAAAAUUAAAAUAAUCACAAUGUUAAAAAAAUGGAUAAAUAAUUAAUAAGUUGAUUUUAAUGAAUACAUAACUUUAUAGUCUUCCCUCUCAUAAAUCCAAUAGAUACAUUACUCUAAUUUCCUCAAACUUACAAAUAUGUCAAUUCCAAGUAAAAAUUAAUAUAAAUCUUAUAGAUUAAGUAUGUAUCAAUCAAUAGUUUCAAUAUAACUAAAAUAUUUGA
Messenger RNA from Paramecium primaurelia, 1036 nucleotides. Lineage: Eukaryota; Ciliophora; Oligohymenophorea; Peniculida; Parameciidae. The record is from the annotation of a GenBank genome assembly.